UGAGUGUGUUCAGACAGCCAAGUCAGUGCUCCGAUGGACGUGGUAACACCAACUCUGUCCUUAUUUAUCGUGCAUUAAUUUUUUGAUUUAUCAAUGCUGUUGAUGUAAAUAACGAAGAAUAGUAUGUGUCAAGUUUUAACGAGACAGUUUAUCGUGGAGUGAAUAAUCUUCUGAAUGAAUUGUCAAGUAUCGUGAAUUAUUAUUCACCGUAAAAGGCUGUUAAUUAUUAUUUUUUUUCACGUGACAGUUGAACGGAAAAUUGAAUAUUUCUGUUCUCAGUUAAAAUAAAAAAUUUUCUCGGUCUAAUCCGCGAUUAACUGAUGAACGGGGGCAAAGUAUCUCGCGGCCUCUACAGGAAAUAAUAAUUCUUAUCAAUUUUGUUUUGAUAAUGCCAAUCGUUUGACCGUGACGCGAGAUUUUUUAUCGGGAAUCGAGUGUGCAACUGCUAUCGCGGAUGUGAUUGUCAAUUAAAUUGAAUGAAAAAAAUUCUAGUGUUGAAAGAGAAAAAAUAAAAUCCAUAUCAGUCCUUUAUUAUCACCGUAGCGAAUGGGUAAAGAAAUUUAAAAAAAAUAACUGCUGAAAAAAGUCACUAUCACUGACGUUAUAUAUACCUGGUACAACGCGCCGGAUGCCCGUAAAUUGUUGCGGCGUAUAAUUAAAGUCGUCUUGAGACGAGUGAGUUGGAUGAGAACGGCCGGGACGACCUGCAACGAUUGCCGCCCAGUAAAAAAGUUGUUGAAAAACGAAUAUACUUUGGAAAGGAAGAGGAAAAUAUCCAGAUAACUCGCACUGAAGUACAAGAAAAUACCGACAAUUUGCACCAAAUAAUUUUCCCUUUUAUUUAUUUAUUUGGCAAAUUUUUUUGUGUACAGUAUUUAUCACCGAAUUAUUCUACAACGUGGCAAGUGCAUACUUGAGGGUAGAAUAGUGACGUACGAAUGUACAUGUGUGAUAACACGUGCAGUCAAUUUUAUGUGCUGUGAUAAAACUUGUGAUAUUUUAUUCAGCGAAAUAAAAAAAAUUGUCUAGAAUUGUGAUUGCUGUUAGAGUUUAUGUGGCUCACGGCUGCGACAGAUACUCGGGCGUUUUCUUCACCAUUUGUGAAUCAAUAUACGAUAUUUCGAGGGAAAAUUCAUGGACAUAUGUUUGAUGGAAGCAGUUCUAGAGCUUCUGAAGAUUAAUUAAAAUAUCAAAUUUCGCUCACGAGUGAAAAAAAGCUCAGCCAACCGGACGUGAAUAAUUCGAAUCACAAGAGAGACUGCAGGAGCAACACCAAUAUAUAUUUUUCAUUAUUAAUAAUCACCGAGGUGAUAAACAUCCAGCAUAACGAGCGUCGAAAACGGCACAUCGGGUCAGGACAGGUGGACACUACAAAGUGUUGUGGAAAUGCGACUCAUACAGAGACUAGCAGUUAGCGGUCUCGUCUCGGUGGUGUUGAUUGUCCUCUUAACUGGUACAUUUAUAACUAGACGAGAUUUAGCGAGCGUUGUAGACCGCGGAGCUGGCCCUGGAGAGAGAUCUGACCAGGUUAAUCCAGCCUGGGUUCCCGACAAUUCAGUACCCAAACAGGAUAAUAAGAUGAAUGAAAUCAGGGACAGACGUCCGGUUAAUGUGAGACACAGGCCACCAGAUUAUUUGGAACAAGAGUCGGCUGUUGCACCUAAACCUGGAGUUGCACCGAUAACUUAUACCAUCAGGUCACCAAAUCCACCGUUGGAUGACGUGACCAAUCAACGACGCGAGAAAGUCAAAGAGAUGAUGUUGCACGGCUGGCAGCAGUACGUUACGUAUGCCUGGGGCAAGAAUGAACUCAAACCUAUAUCGAAGAAGGAACACGUUGCCAGCAUCUUUGGUACGACUGCCAUGGGUGCCACCAUUGUCGAUGCUCUUGAUACACUCUAUAUCAUGGGGCUGCAUGAAAAAUUCAAUCAAAGCAGAGCGUGGAUAGCUAAGAACCUCGACUUCGAUAUCAAUUCGGAAGUGUCAUUAUUUGAGACGAAUAUCCGCUUCUUGGGUAGUCUUUUAUCGUCGUACGCCCUCACAGGCGAUGAGAUAUUCAAAGAGAAGGCUCGUCAGCUGGGUGAGCGGAUGCUACCGGCGUUUCAAACGGAAACUGGAAUACCGCAUUCCCUCAUCAACCUGCACACUGGGACGAGUAGAAAUUACGGAUGGGCAAGCAGUGGCUGCAGCAUUCUCUCUGAAAUUGGCACUUUGCAUCUUGAAUUUGCGUAUCUCAGUGAUAUAACUGGCAAUCCAGUGUUCAGGAGUAAAGUGGAGCAUGUGAGAAAAGUGUUGAAAAAUCUGGAAAAGCCAAAGGGACUCUAUCCAAAUUACAUCAAUCCGCGAACUGGAAAGUGGGGCCAACAUCACAUGUCCCUGGGAGGGCUAGGGGACAGUUUUUAUGAAUAUCUCCUGAAAGCGUGGAUUCAGUCAGGAAAAGAGGAUGUGGAGGCUCGCGAAAUGUAUGACGAAGCAACAGCAGCCGUUGUAAAAAAUAUGGUUAAAAAAUCGCCAAGUGGAUUGCUAUAUAUCAUGGAUUUGAAGUUCGACAGACCCGAGUAUAAAAUGGGCCAUCUCGCCUGUUUUGCAGGUGGAAUGUUCUCACUGGGAGCUAAAACAAAAGAGAACGAGGUGACAGAUAAAUACAUGGAGAUCGCUGCGGGUCUAACAAAUACUUGUCACGAAUCCUAUGAUCGUAGUGCGACUAAACUCGGACCCGAGGUCUUCCACUUCAUCGAGGGUAACGAGGCACGGAGCCUCAGGAGCGGCGAAAGAUAUUACAUCCUCCGGCCUGAGACAUUUGAGUCCUACUUCGUGAUGUGGCGGCUUACCAAGGAUCCUAAAUACCGAGAGUGGGGUUGGGAAGCCGUACAGGCGCUGGAAAAGCAUUGUCGUGUACCAGGAGGAUUCACGGGACUCCUUAAUGUGUAUCUGGUAGAUUCACCAAAGGACGACGUACAGCAGAGUUUCUUCUUUGCCGAGACACUGAAGUAUCUCUAUCUGCUAUUCAGCGAUGAUAAUCUCAUAAGCCUCGAUGACUGGGUUUUCAAUUCAGAAGCACAUGUCUUACCCAUCAAAGGAAAGCCAUUCUACCGGGCUGAACCAAUAUUAUAAAUCAAGAUCAGUUGAAUUUUUUUUUAUAGAAUUGCCAAUGGGUUGAUCGGUAAAAUAUCCAAUUUAUUGAACGAUUGGCGCUUUGCAUUAAUGAAAUUUCCACUCAACGAUUGAAAAUUAGAUGAAGUGAAAAUGAACUAUCAAUCGUCGACUAGAAUAAUUGUAAAUAAAUGAUUAUGUGGGUGAUGGUGAUGACGUGUGUGAAUGCCUGAUUAUUGUUGAAAUAACUGAUUGGGAUUGAUGACUUGUUCCUAUCGAUUUUUCUGCGCGAAUGUACAUGAUCAUUCAUGUGGCCUAAAUAACUGAGGACGCACGCUAAUUCUCCUUUUUUUUACUAGGCAAUAAUUCUUGUGUACAAUGAGAUUCUUCAAUUUGUGAAUUUGUUGACUCGUUGCUAGCUUCACGUAUCGUGUAUUAUAAUGCUGAAGCUACUGUAACGAUAAUAGAAAAAUUAGUGUAAUGAAUUUUGUGAAUGAUUAAAACUUGGUAAAACUGAUGAAUGCCUUCCACAGGCUGAUAAAAAUAUAUGAAAGCUCAUUAAAUAAUUCACCGUCUCUUUACGAGCCAAUUAGUAUCAUCAGCCAUUCGGUUUUUCAUCUUAGCUGUCCCUCACACAAGUGCUCCUUCGACUGAAAAUUUUUUAAUUGUUGAAAAUUUAUGGAAAAUUUAAUUUUGUUUCCCUGGACAAAAAAAUAAACAGAGGUAUAUAUGUAGAGAUCGAGGCAUUUUAAUGAAUGAUUGAUGCUCGAGGCUGCAAGUGGGAAACGAAAUACACUUAACAAUCAUGAAUGCAAAUUCCAAUUUAUGCCAAUUACCAAUAUAUUCACCAUAACGAUGCGAUUGUGUGCAAUUUUUUUUUUACAAUCAAAGAUUGAAAAACUUGAUUGCGCGGUUGAGGUGCCAGAUAAAAAUGGAAACAAUCUAUAUACAGUUAUGUACAUGUAUGCUUGACAGUUGGUGAUUUACUAAUCAUCAAGAGAACCAUUUAGCUAACAAUUUUAAUGAAUAAAUGAGGAGUUAAUGAGAUGAAGAAAACGAUACUUAGGGAAAUGUGUAUUGAGCCUACAAGUGUACAUAAUAAAUUACAUGAAAGUCAUAUUCUGUAUGAGGUUUGUGGAGUAGUGUGUCGUACUGAUUAGUUCAGGACAAAUGCGAUUGUGUAGUUGUUGCAACGAAAAUGUAAAGUAUAAAAUGGAAGUCUUGACUUUUUUUUUCAUACAGAGUAAUUGAUUAUGACACGCCUUUUUAUGAUUAAAAGGGAUUUGUAAACGAGCCAGUGUUGGCGAUAAAAAAAAUCUUCCGAAUAAAAUUAAAGAAGUGUACAACAUGAAUUUUAAUGGCAUUUGUGGUACUUAAGCGUGCCGAUGACUAUCAUACUGCAUUGAUCAGGUUUUUUAAAAAUAUAUUUUCCAGAAUUUUAAGUCUUCUGAUAAUAAUUUCUCACGAAUAAUGUAAAAUGAAACAUUUACUGAAAAUUCUUCCAAUGUAACUACUGUUUUACUGCGACAGAGUGUUUAUAUGAUGCGAUAAAAAAAAAAGAAGGAUAAUGUACGUACAUCUAUUUCUAAGAUUAGAAAUAGUUGAUUCAUUAUACAUAAUGUUGGCAAUUACUUAACGACCACAACUGAUUUUUAUAUUUAACAAACUUCGAUCUUUUUCAUCAAUGAAAGAGAAGAGCUACAAGACAUGUAUCAAUGAAAUAAUAACGAUAGUAAUAAUAUAUUAAAGGGAAGCCUCUGAAGUCAGCAAUCUAUAGUAAUAAUUAAUCGCCUAUGAGAGAACAUUGUGAAUAGUUAUUUAAUAAUUUAUUAUUGUUGAUUAGAGCGUGUUACUUUAAACGCCCAGAAAGUGCAUAGAAAAAACAAUUUCACGCGGGACUCUCAAGUAUCUGAAAUAUUUUCAAUUGCUAGAUAAAAUUGUAUUCAUCUACACUACCACCACUUUUUUUAUUUAGCCUACACUGCCGGGGGGAAUACAUUUCAAUGAAACAAAAAUUACUUCCAAAAUUGUGCAAUUUACACAGCAGAAUUGACAGAGCGAUCUGAAAAAAAAAUGUAACAAUGAAAGCAUUAUAAAAAUACAGAUAUAUUUAAUGUUGAGACAUCCUUUUUCAUAAUAAAGCCAUCAAGAAAAAAAUAAAAGUGUAAAUAACAAUAAUGGAAAACAAAGUGGAAAUCACAGUAAUAAUGGAAUUUAAUUUGAAAAUGAAUUUAUGUGAACGAUAAUUUACCAUGAGUCAGUGAUUAAAUAAAUAAAUAUCAAUAAUAUAAA
Messenger RNA from Diachasmimorpha longicaudata, 5385 nucleotides. It is a transcript of the gene alpha-Man-Ia, whose product is annotated as alpha-Mannosidase class I a. Gene Ontology annotation, molecular function: calcium ion binding; mannosyl-oligosaccharide 1,2-alpha-mannosidase activity. Gene Ontology annotation, cellular component: endoplasmic reticulum; Golgi membrane. The record is from RefSeq and is a predicted model, not a curated record. The transcript is spliced from 9 exons. Gene Ontology annotation, biological process: carbohydrate metabolic process; mannose trimming involved in glycoprotein ERAD pathway. Bases 1387 to 3114 code for a protein of 575 amino acids. NCBI's taxonomy places the organism in Eukaryota, Metazoa, Arthropoda, Insecta, Hymenoptera, Braconidae.